Messenger RNA from Melanotaenia boesemani (Boeseman's rainbowfish), 1870 nucleotides. Its product is annotated as flavin-containing monooxygenase FMO GS-OX4-like. The coding region runs from base 293 to 1594 and encodes 433 amino acids. Gene Ontology annotation, molecular function: flavin adenine dinucleotide binding; N,N-dimethylaniline monooxygenase activity; NADP binding. NCBI's taxonomy places the organism in Eukaryota, Metazoa, Chordata, Actinopteri, Atheriniformes, Melanotaeniidae. The transcript has 9 exons. The record is from RefSeq and is a predicted model, not a curated record.
CAUUUUAUGGAGAUCAUUUUCGUCAAGCAGAAACAUUUUAGCUCUCUUUGACAAGGAUUAAGUGUUCUACUCUGAUUUAUUGCUGUACACACGGGAGCGUUUAAUUUUCAGACUUUAAUUGUGACGGACUCAGACCGGAAGUUAUUGGGUCCCUAACGGAACAGUACACCAUUUAUUUCAUAACACCGUGUUGGAACCGCCGCGUCAGAAGAUUUACGCACCUGAAGAGUUCAGACAGCGGGACGACACGCGGCUGCCGCAGAAAACAGUAACACGGAUUUUACCACGCAAAAUGUUGAAGAGGAUGUUGCAGCGGGUGGCGGUGGUCGGGGCCGGGGCUGCUGGACUCUGCGCGGCCAGACACAUCUUGGCCCGUCCCGGCACCUUCAUCCCUCCGGUGGUGUUUGAGCUCUCAGACAACGUCGGCGGCACCUGGUGCUACGAUGAGCGGGUCGGGUCGGACGAGAACGGGAGGCCGAUCCACAGCAGCAUGUACAGAGACCUCAGAACCAAUCUUCCCAAAGAGGUGAUGAUGUUUCCUGACUUCCCCUUCGAUGCUCAGCUCAGCAGCUUCCUGCCCCAUCAGGAGGUUCAGAGGUACCUGGACCAGUACUGCCAGAGCCACAACAUCCGGCCCCACAUCAAGUUCAGCACCAGGGUGGAAAGGGUAAAGCCUGUCGUCACGGCAACAGAUGAUGGGGAGAAGACAUCAUGGGAGGUGACGUCAUCAGAUUUGUCAGGUUGUCGGAAAACAGAGCACUUCGACUCAGUGUUCAUCUGCUCAGGACAUUACUCUGACCCUCACAUCCCAAACAUCCCAGGGAUGAAGAACUUCAAAGGAAAGGUGCUCCACAGUCACUCCUACAAGUUCCCAGAGCCGUUCUCGGGUCAGUCGGUGGUGGUUCUGGGAGCUAAAGCGUCAGGACUGGACAUUUCCAUUGAACUGGUCAAAGCUGGAGCACAGGUGACUCUGAGUCAUGGUUACCCUCGCUUCACCUUCCCUCUUCCUCCUGGGAUUCAGCAGUCCAGCUCACUGGUGGCGAUCGAGGACGACGGCCGAGUUCGCUUCCAGGACGGCUCGACGGGCAAGGCCGAUGUCCUGAUAUUCUGCACCGGCUACAACUUCAACUAUCCCUACCUGGAUGGAGCGGAGCUGGGUUUGGAGAUCCAGGACCAAGUCAUCUCUCCUCUGUACCGCUUCAUGAUGCCCACCGCCUUCCCCUCGCUCUUCUUCAUCGGUAUCUGCAAGUUGAUCUGCCCGUUCCCCAACUUCAACUGCCAGAUCCAGUUCGCUCUGGCUGUGCUGGACGGCUCGGUCCCUUUGCCGCCUCGGGCUCAGAUGGAGGAUGAGAUCCGGAAGGAGCUGCAGGAGAAGCUGGACCGGGGGGUCCCGCAUCGCCAUCUGAUGAAGAUACAACAGGAACAGUGGGACUACUGCCAGGACCUGGCAGUGUCCGCCAGGUUCACGCCGCUGCCUCCGGUCAUUCGCAGCCUGUACGAGGAGGUGUGGCGACAGCGGGGGAUCCACGUGGAAAACUACCGGAAACGCAACUACAGGCUGGUCAGCGACACCCGGUGGGAGGUGGUGGAAUGACGGCACGGUGGAGACGACAAGAUGGAGCCACCAUGGCAUCCCCAGAACGAGGCUCUGACACGGCAGAGAAUAAUCUCACCCGGGCCCGAGGCCGCGUGCUUCAAGCACACACACAAAUACAUGCACACCAACACACACACACACACCGGCUCUGACAAGCAGGGUCUACAGGAGCUGUCUCAUAAAAACAAACGCACACACACGUAGCAGAAAUCAUUGCUAGGUAAUGAUGUGUAGUAGAAACCUCACAUGUGAUAAUAAAAUUAAUAAAAAAGA